UUUGGCUAGAUGUAAUUGAAAUAGAAGCUAUAAUGGGCUCGUUUUCAGGACAAUUUGUUCCAGGUUUGGCCCUCACCCUCCUGGGUCUAUGGCACACCCUCAAUACCAUCAAAGCUUACAGUCUCAGAGGCCCAACUGGUUUUAGCUCAAGGUUUUGGUACCCAUUCAACAGCUCAAUUUUCAGCAUCAAACACCUGGAACUAAUCUUCAUCUUCUCCUUCUCUCUAUUUGCCAUUGCGCUUCAAGUCCUGGACUAUCCUCUUCUGCAUCUCUCUUUCAAGCUCAGCAACUUUGAGCAUGCAACCGUGUCCCUGCACCUCGCCAUCUACUCAGGCGUUGCACUGGCCGUCGAGUUCACACAUUCACUUGAGAACUUAACAGGGCUGGUUGGAGUACUUGUGGCCUCUGUAUUUGGGCAGGAGCUGUUCCUACUCCAUCUCCACUCAGCUGAACACGUUGGGCUUGAAGGCCACUACCACUGGCUUUUGCAGCUUAUUGUGUCUGUGUCUCUUGUUGCAGCCAUGGCCGCAACUAGCAACCCAAGAAGCUUCGUCGCCGCGCUCGUUCUUUCGCUCUCGGUGGUUCUUCAGGGAUGUUGGUUUAUGAACAUGGGAGUAGUGCUAUGGGUUCCCCGGUUUGUUGCAGAAGGCUGCAGUGUCAUGAGGUUGGCUCGAUUGGGUGGAGAUGAUGAACUGCAUGCAGUGAUCACAUGUGGAACUGAGGAUGCAGUUUUAAGGGCGAAAGCAUUGGCCAACCUGCAACUCAGUUGGAUAGUUGCUGCAAUAUUGAUAUUGGCAGCAUGUCUUUGCCUGAAACUGGCUGGAAAAGGUAUACAAAGGAAUGGAUCAACCGACAGUGAGCAGCUUCUUAGUGGAGGUGUGCUUGUGGGUAGGAUAUCUAUAGUCAUUGACACAUCCAAGCAAGUCCAUACAUCCCUAGUCAAUUUAGUAAGUUGAGCUCCGUUUUGUUCAAUCCACAUCCAAAUGCUCAUUAGAAAGCUUUUGAAGUUUUGAUCAGUGUGUUGUUAUCUCCUUUACUUUCCUUCUCUAAAUAAGGGUCUUCCUUUUAGUA
Messenger RNA from Nelumbo nucifera (sacred lotus), 1071 nucleotides. RefSeq names its product transmembrane epididymal protein (DUF716). The record is from RefSeq and is a predicted model, not a curated record. Lineage: Eukaryota; Viridiplantae; Streptophyta; Magnoliopsida; Proteales; Nelumbonaceae.